This is a messenger RNA of Clonostachys rhizophaga, 2529 nucleotides long. The record is from the annotation of a GenBank genome assembly. Lineage: Eukaryota; Fungi; Ascomycota; Sordariomycetes; Hypocreales; Bionectriaceae.
UUUGACUUGGUCGGGAUGCUGCCUGACAAGACCGUCCAACCGCACGGGGCUUCUGAAAAGGAGCCGCCGGAACAGUUCGAAGAGGCGCCGCCUACUUAUGAAGCAGCAGUCGAAGAACUGGUCAAGACUUUACCCGGAACCAGAGACGAUGGCCGUAUCGAUAUCCGCUUGGAUUCAGCCUUGUAUCGCCGCCUUUCUCUCCUAGUUCCUAGCGAGAAGUUAAGACGCAAGUCGGAGGCCCCGCCAGACUAUAGUGAGAGAGAUGGGAGGUCCAUCCGCCUCAACAUCGUCAUCCAAGUGGUUGGAAGCCGCGGCGAUGUCCAGCCCUUUGCCGCUCUCGGCUGUCAGCUCCUCCGCCACGGUCACCGGGUGAGGAUCGCCACGCACGGCGCCUUCAGUGACUUUGUGCGCUCUUCCGGGCUCGAGUUCUUCCCCAUCGGCGGCGAUCCCGCGGACCUGAUGGCGUACAUGGUGAAGAACCCGGGGCUUGUCCCUAGCAUGGAGAGCCUGCGCGCCGGCGACGUCCAGAAGAAGCGGAAGAUGGUGGCCGAGAUGCUCGAGGGCUGCUGGGACUCGUGCAUCGCGCCGGACCCCAUGACCGGCCGCCCCUUUGUGGCCGAGGCCAUCAUCGCGAACCCGCCUAGCUUUGCGCACGUUCACUGCUCGCAGGCGCUGGGGAUCCCGCUGCAUCUCAUGUUCACCAUGCCGUGGACGAGCACGGGCGAGUUUUGCCAUCCGCUGGCGAAUAUAGUCGGGCACAGGCGAGGGGUGUCGGCUUCUCUGGCCAACCAUGUAUCGUAUUUGGUGGUUGAGUGGAUGACAUGGCAAGGGCUGGGAGAUAUUGUGAAUACGUGGAGACAUGGCUUGGAUCUUGAGCCUAUUCCCUUCACCGAGGGGCCCCUUCUCGCUGAGACUCAAAAUAUCCCGUUCACAUAUUGCUGGUCUCCAGCUCUGAUACCUAAACCAGCUGAUUGGCCAGCACAUAUUGAUGUGUGUGGAUUCUUCUUUCGAGAGGCUCCCCAGUACACCCCAGAGCCCGAGUUGGACGCAUUCCUGAAGGCCGGACCGCCUCCUGUCUACAUCGGAUUUGGAAGCAUUGUUAUUGACAAUCCGGAGAGAUUGACUCAACUUAUCCUCGCUGCCGUUGGAGAAGUCGGCGUACGUGCCAUCAUAUCCAAGGGGUGGAGUAACCUGGGACUCGGCCAGGAGCAAAGCAGCGAUGUCUUCUUCCUGGGUGACUGCCCUCAUGAGUGGCUGUUUCAACAUGUUUCAGCAGUUGUGCACCACGGCGGUGCUGGGACGACGGCCUGCGGUCUCCUUCAUGGCCGGCCAACGACUAUCGUUCCCUUCUUCGGCGACCAACCGUUCUGGGGCCAUAUGGUGGCUGCUGCAGGCGCUGGUCCCGAGCCCAUACCACAGUUACAAUUAAACACACGGAAUCUGGCUGAGGCUAUUCGGUUUUGUCUUAGCCCGAAUGCUUUGGAGGCAGCACAGCAAAUGGCAGCGAAGAUGCGUGCUGAAUCUGGGGUGGAGCGUGCUGUGCAGUCGUUCUAUGCGAACCUACCUCUAAAGCAAAUGAGAUGCGAUGUGUUGCCAUCUCGUGCUGCUGUAUGGAAAUGUAAGAAAGGCAAAAGGCAGAUAAAACUGUCAUCAAUGGCGGUUAGUGUAUUGACGGACAACAUGAGGCUCGACUGGAAAGAAUUGAGGUCAUAUCAGAGCAAACCCAUCAACAUCCACCUCCGCAGAUGGGACCCGUUCACAGCCACCGUGUCAUCCUUGAUGAGCACGGGUACGGGAAUUGUGACAUCGACCGCGGACAUCUUCAUCAAGCCAGUCCAGGCUUUCCAGAAGCCCAAAUCGUUGAAAGGGGAUGGCGCAUCCGGUGAGACCGCCUCCGUGAGCUCUGCCAGCGAGGAUAUUUUCUGCAGGCCGGCCGGCACACCCCUGCCGCCUCCGAGAAGUGAAAGCGACGACCAUAGACACAACCCCACUGUGACAGCUCUGACGGGGGCAGCGGGUGGAGUUGGAGGUGUCUUGAAGCAUUUCUACAAGGGCAUGCUCGCCGAUCUGCCGCUCGCUGUGGCGGAGGGGAUGCGUGUUGCCCCGCGCCUCUACGGCGGAGAGGUCUACGAGCCCGGCCAGGUGACGGACUGGAAGUCUGGCGGCAUCGUGGCGGGCAAGAACUUCAGCCACGGGAUCGUCGAGGGGAUCGGCGGCCUGGUGACGGAGCCCAUGAGGGGGGCCAAGGAGGGAGGGGCGGCGGGCGCGGCGAAGGGUGCUGGCGUGGGACUGCUCAACCUUGGGACCAAGAUGAGUUCUGGCCUCGUCGGCUUGGUGGCCUUCUCGAGCCAGGGCUUGAUCAAGAGCAUGCAUUCCGUGGCCCACCGGUCGACGGGGGAAGCGAUCAAGGCGGCGAGGAAGGACGAGGUGCUCGAGAUGACGGCUUCGGGGAGGAGCGAGGAUGUGAAGCAGGUUGUUUUGCGGGACUUUGGGAGGCUGGUAAUCUUUGGAGAUGAGAGUAGGGUCUAA